GUCACAUGACCAGUGCACAGCUGAGGGAUGCUGAGGUAGGCUUGCCCGUUGCUAGCCUGUUAGCUACGUUAGCUGUGUCUAGUAAUCCUGGCAGAGACGGCCGUAACUUUUCACCUUUUCAAACAAAAUCACCCGAGGGAGAUAUAGUACACGCCAUGGAUAGGAUGCAGCGCAUGUGUUCGUCUUUUGUAUCCCCUCAUAUCAUCAGCUUUUGGUUCGAUGUCAAUGUCAUAGUGUGUAGCUAGUGCUGUCCAGUUAGCUCAGCUAGCCUGUGUCUGGUUAACGCAGGGCCAAGGCCAAGGCCAAGCGAGAAAAGGGAGGCCGUCGGGCAUUUGCUCUGUAGGUGGACAGAGGAGGAAAGGAGUAGGACAUCAGGUUUUGGAUCAGACCUUCUUUUGAAGUCGCCUCCACCAUCAUCUUCGUCACCCUCAGCUGAGCCAUGUCUUCGUCAGGGUGCUGCCACCUACCUGGCUCCCUUUGUGAUUACUCCGGGAAUGCCGAAUCUGAUGCCUCCAAGGAUUCGGAGGAGUCUGAUUCUGCCGCGCAGGCCCAGUACAUCGCCAAGGUUACGGCUAAAGAUGGCCGCCCACUCUCCACUGUUGUCAAAGCAGUGAGCUUGCAGAGUGAUGUGGGCAUGUGUCGGAUUUGUCAUGAGGGAGCUGGAGGGGAGACGCUGCUUUCACCCUGCGACUGCACUGGCACGCUGGGUAAAGUGCACAAGAGCUGCUUAGAGAAGUGGCUGUCCUCCUCCAACACCAGCUACUGCGAACUCUGUCACACAGAAUUCACUAUUGAACGACGACCACAGCCACUCACACAGUGGCUGAAGGACCCAGGCCCUCGCAGUGAGAAGCGCACGCUGCUGUGCGACAUGGCCUGCUUCCUUCUCAUCACGCCCCUGGCAGCCAUCUCCGGCUGGCUGUGUCUGAGGGGAGCCCAGGACCACCUGCAACUGAAGAGCAGACUCGAGGCUGUUGGCCUCAUCGCCCUCACCAUCGCCCUCUUCACCAUCUACAUCCUCUGGACACUGGUGUCAUUUCGGUAUCACUGUCAGUUGUACUCGGAGUGGAGGAGGACCAAUCAGAAAGUGCGCCUGCUCAUGCCCGACAUGAAAGGGGCGCACACCACCCAGCGUUCUGUGCCGACCAAGUCGACCAAGAAAAUGACUGAUGAGACCAUCGUAUGAGUGCGGAGUGGUGCCAAGAGGAGUAUUUAAAAUAACAGCCACUGAAGCACUCUCGAAAAAACAAAAUUAAUCAUAUUAAUGAACUUUUGCACUUCAUAUGGACCAUUCUGAGAGGAGAGAGCGACUUUCUCCUUCUGUUUUCUUUUAUUGAAGCACUUGAUGUAAACUACAACAGUAUUGGCCGACCACAAAAGUGGUUUUGGGAAGAAUUCAUUCCGGAGUCACAGUUGAUGUUGAAACACAGAGUUGUCACCGGACAGCCAGUGCUGGGAUGUGAACGACUGAACACAUGGACAAUGGACUAACCAGCCCAACUGUAUGUCCGUGACACAAGCUUAUGAAAUACUAAGACACAAGCUUAUGUAGCAGGAUAUAACUGAUUCAGCAUGCUACUACAGUAUAAUAUGAAACAUAUUCACUACCUAUAAUUCCCCCAUGCCCCUUCACAAUGUAUUUAGCUGUUUUUGAACAAUGGGCAGCCAAUAGCCCGGCAGAGGAUAAUAAUCUAAAAACACGAUUGACAAAGUCUAUCUGUGAAUAUUCUUUCUUGACAAGUAGAAGGCGACAGUUGCUCAUACUGACGUUCUUGUGUAUAAUCUGAACCCUAAAGUUUCCUGGUAAAGCUUUAUCAAUGAAAAUGUUCCUGUUUAGACAACAGCUAAGGCAUCACAUAUUUAUCACACUUGUCACGGGGUCAGUGAGGAUUGUAGUAUAUGGGAUAACACUAACUGCAGCUGUUAAACGGCAGUGCAGUAAUGUAUAAGGAAAUAGUAUUGAAGGUGUAGAAAAGUGUUUACAUUCUAAUUGGAUGACGUCUCUACUAUUGUCAUAAAAGUGCAUUAGCAAACAGCCCUGCUCCACUUGUAAAUGCACCAUUCAUUAAUUGAACUGCCUAGCAAUGACCAGUAGUUAUGUCCUACAUCACAAGAAAUGCAGUUUUAAAUAGAAGAGAUACAGUGUUCUGAAUAGUGAGAUUACAGACUUUUGUCCUAUAUAAAAACAGAUGUAUCAGAGCAGGCUGGUACUCGCGCAAAAGACAAAUGUGUUCUGAGAUGUUAAUCAAUGUAUGCAGCGUAUGCUAAACAAAGUAUUUUGUGUUAUUGUAGUCUUCCUGCUGCAUCCCCUGGAAAAGUUGGGUUAUUGUGCAAUAAAACACAAGGGACUCCUGGACUAAA
Molecule: messenger RNA, 2361 nt
Organism: Siniperca chuatsi (mandarin fish)
Lineage: Eukaryota; Metazoa; Chordata; Actinopteri; Centrarchiformes; Sinipercidae
Product: E3 ubiquitin-protein ligase MARCHF2-like
Exons: 5
Coding region: 440-1186 (248 amino acids)
Biological process (GO): protein ubiquitination
Molecular function (GO): zinc ion binding; ubiquitin-protein transferase activity
Source: RefSeq, a predicted model, not a curated record